AUGAUUGCUGGCGUGAUAGCAGUGCUUCUGUUCUGCUUGCGGCAAUGGAUGCUUCCAAAGCCAAUCCCUGGCAUCCCUCAUCGUCGGCGAGGAGCACAAAGCAUACUCGGCGAUGGAGCUGAUAUGCUUCAAGAUUUGAAAGGAACAGAGGACACUUGGAUGGAGUGGGUGACGCGGCAACUCCAAACACUCGACUCUCCUAUCAUCCAGAUUUUUCUCCCGCUCAAGAAGCCCGUUGUGAUAGUCGGCGAUUACGAAGAAGCCCGCGACAUUAUGAUGCGUCGUUGUCCGCGAGAAUUCGAUCGAUCAAUGCUCCUGGGCGACUUGCUAGCGGGAGCGUUGCCAGAUGCGCAUAUCAUAUUUCGCACAAAUGAUACAUUCCGCGAGCACCGCCGGAUCCUGCAAGACCUCAUGUCCCCGGGCUUUUUGCGGCACGCGGCAGCGCCCAACAUCCACGUACAGGCCUGCCAGUUGCUGCGGUUAUGGGAGCUCAAGGCUCAGCAUGCCCACGGCCGACCCUUUGAUGCUGGUCGAGACAUCUUCCAUGCUGCCCUCGACGCCGUCUUUGGAUUCGCGUUCGGACCACACUGGCCACACAGCGCCACGAAGCCAAAGAUCGAUGCUCUGCUGACGAGUGCCGCCUCUGGCUCUAUCAGCAGCAUCAGCAGCAUCAGCAGCAGCAGCCCGUCCGACGAUAUCGAUGCCCCUAUCACGUUCCCUGAGCCUGUGCAGGAUCAUGUUAUCCAUGCAACCCUAGGUCUUACGGAGGCAGUGGAAAAGGUGCAAGGCACACUGUCGAUGACUUUGACCUGGGCGUUGCUGUCGCUGACGCCAACCUUGCGCCGCGCACGUCGUGUGCGUGACCAGUAUAUCAUGUCAGCCAUCCAAGACGCCGUCUCCCGGAUGCAGCGACAAGACCAGUCUGCGACAAAGGCACAGAAUCCUGAUGAUAAGCAUGCUGUCUCAAGUGCUGUCGACCACAUGGUUCAGCGAGAGCGGCAGCUCGCAGAGAGACUCGACCGCAAGCCAGACUACUUCUCGUCAGCCAUGCGAGGGGAGCUGUUUGGCUUCGUCGUCGGCGGCCACGAUACCACGAGCACCACUGUGGCCUGGGCAGUCAAAUUCCUGGCUGAUCACCCUGAGUCCCAGGAGCGUCUGCGCCAUGCCCUGCACGAAGCCUGUCCUGCAGCAAAGGAAGGCUGUCGCAUCCCUUCGGCGGAAGAGAUACUCGACAUGAAUGCCCCCUAUCUCGACGCCGUGAUCGAGGAGACUUUGCGCUGUGGUGGAACUUCCCCUGGGCUCGAUCGCGAAGCCAUGCUCGACACGCACAUCCUCGGCCAUGCCAUCCCAAAAGGGACCACCGUGUUGCUGUUGACUCAAGGUCCAAGUAUUCGCAGUCCCCCCUUUGAUAUCGAUCAGGGUCUCCGUAGUGCAACACACGCCUCCAGAGCCAACACCACCAAGACCCCCGCCCGUUCGUGGGCGGCUCUUCAUCCUUCCCAAUUCUAUCCUGAACGAUGGCUACUCUCACCACCGGCAGGGUCUGGCAACAUCUCGGAAAAGCCGGUCUUUGAUCCGACAGCUGGCCCUACUCUUGCUUUUGGUCUUGGUUUGCGGGGUUGCUGGGGAAGAAGGCUGGCCUACGUCGAGCUCAGACUCUAUCUGGCCUUGAUUGUUUGGAACUUUCGCUUGUUGUCUUGUCCGGCUGAUAUCUCGAGCUACGCGAUGACGGCAGGGAUUACGAGCAAGCCUAAUCAAUGCUUUGUACGACUUACUAAAGCAAGUUAG
Molecule: messenger RNA, 1788 nt
Organism: Sphaerulina musiva SO2202
Lineage: Eukaryota; Fungi; Ascomycota; Dothideomycetes; Mycosphaerellales; Mycosphaerellaceae
Product: cytochrome P450
Exons: 1
Coding region: 1-1788 (595 amino acids)
Molecular function (GO): heme binding; iron ion binding; oxidoreductase activity, acting on paired donors, with incorporation or reduction of molecular oxygen
Source: RefSeq, a predicted model, not a curated record